Molecule: messenger RNA, 2352 nt
Organism: Botrytis byssoidea
Lineage: Eukaryota; Fungi; Ascomycota; Leotiomycetes; Helotiales; Sclerotiniaceae
Exons: 2
Coding region: 1-2352 (783 amino acids)
Biological process (GO): ceramide catabolic process; sphingosine biosynthetic process; long-chain fatty acid biosynthetic process
Cellular component (GO): extracellular region
Molecular function (GO): N-acylsphingosine amidohydrolase activity
Source: RefSeq, a predicted model, not a curated record
AUGGAGCGGGAUCCGGAAAUGAAGAUUGGUCUUCUCGACCAGAACCGACGUGAGCAUAGACAGAAUAACUCCCGCCCAAAUCGAUUUUGGAUGAAUGUCGUUGGAGCAAUUAUCGUUGUCGUAACUAUAUUAUGUUUAUGUGAUUCUUUCAAUGGCGGAUCUUUGCGAAAGGGGCUUUGGGUAUGGGCCGAUGGGGAUCACAAAAAUACCGGGAAUCAACAAUAUGGUAGUUCAGAGGGGAGUCAGUAUUUACUGGGGGUUGGGAAAGCAGAUAUCACUGGUCCAGUUGUGGAAAUCAACAUGAUGGGAUAUGCAGAUACCAAGCAAGUUGGAUCGGGGUUACGACAACGCCUCUAUUCUCGAGCUUUUAUCGUAGGAGAUAUCGACCGGCCGGAAGACCGGUUCGUCUAUCUCGUUCUGGAUACACAAUCGGGAGAUACUGCUGUUAGAUAUGGGAUACUGGAAGGUCUCGCAAAUCUAGGUAGCGAUUAUGCUGUGUAUGGACAACAGAAUGUAGCCGUGACAGGCACGCAUUCUCAUUCUGGUCCCGGGGCAUGGCUGAAUUACCUACUACCCCAAAUUACCAGCAAAGGAUUCAGUAAACAGAGUUAUCAGGCUAUAGUAGAUGGAGCUGUUUUGUCUAUCCAAAGAGCUCAUACCAGCCUUCAACCUGGAUAUCUGAAUGUCGGUUCGACGAAAGUUUUUGGGGCCAAUAUCAAUCGAAGUUUAUAUGCCUAUUUGGCAAAUCCGGAAGAAGAACGAGCAAAGUACAAUACUAGUACUGAGGAUGAUGGAUCUGUUGAGAAGGACCUCACCCUUUUGAAAUUCUCACGAGCUUCUGACGGGAAGAAUAUUGGGAUUCUGACAUGGUUUCCCACACACGGAACUUCAAUGCUGGGGAACAAUACUCUUAUUUCGGGAGACAACAAAGGUGUCGCUGCAGAUCUCUUCGAAAAGAGUGUAGUUCAGGAGGACAACGCAGCUGAAGGUUUUGUAGCCGGGUUCUCGCAAGCCAAUGUUGGUGAUACAAGCCCGAAUGUUCUUGGUGCUUGGUGUGAAGACGGAUCAGGGCAGCAAUGUAGUUUCGAAAAUAGCACGUGCAGUGAUGGUAAAAGUCAGUACUGCCAUGCUCGUGGACCUUUCUUCCGCGUAAAGGAUAAUGGUGCAUCGUCUUGCCACGAAGUUGGCAAGAGGCAAUUUCAGCCUGCUAAGAAAUUAUACGACGAGGCUGACACAAAGUUGACUGCUGUUUCGGGAUCGUCCGUAAAAUCGUUCCAUACAUUUCAAGACAUGUCAAACUUCUCCUUUCCUUUGAAAAAUGGAAGUUACGUUCAUACAUGUCCAGCUGCUUUGGGGUACUCAUUCGCGGCUGGAACCUCUGAUGGGCCAGGUGCAUUUGAUUUCACUCAAAAUGAUCCCAAUACACCAAAUGCUUCGCCCGUGUGGCGUGUCGUGUCUGGUCUCAUCAAGGCACCAAGCAAACAACAACAGCGUUGCCAUUACCCCAAACCUAUUUUACUUGACGUUGGCGAGAUCAUAACACCUUAUUUGUGGACACCCAAUGUAGUCGAUGUGCAAUUACUUCGAGUAGGACAACUAUUCAUCAUUGUCAGUCCUGGAGAAGCAACCACGAUGUCUGGUCGUCGCUGGAAAGAAGCCAUCCACGACUCCGCCGCAUCAACCAUUUUCUCAGACUCAUCCUCUCCAGACCCAAUCGUGGUCAUUGGAGGCCCAGCUAAUAGCUACACACACUACAUUGCCACUCCCGAGGAAUACGGUAUCCAACGCUACGAAGGCGCUUCCACUCUCUACGGUCCCUACACCCUCAACGCCUACAUCAACCUCACACUCUCCCACCUCCCCUUCCUGAGUCCAACGUCCAUUUCUCAACCUCCACCCGGCCCGCUCCCCCCAAACAACGUCAACAGAUCCCUCUCCUUCAUAACCGGCGUUGUCUAUGAUGGCCACCCCAUCUUCACCUCCUACGGUGAUGUAAAAACCGACGUUUCCCCCUCGUAUCCCCUUUCAUCCUCUCCCAUCAUAACCGCUACAUUCAUCGGCGCCAAUCCACGCAAUAACCUCCAUCUCGAAUCAACUUAUGCCUCUAUCGAAAUGUUCGUCCCCGAUACCUCUAGAUGGGUACGACUUCACGACGAUAGUGACUGGAGUCUCAUAUUCGAGUGGAGGAAAGUAAGCGAGAUUCUGGGGACGAGCGAAGUAACUAUCACGUGGGAGACGGAAGAGUGGGCUCAGAAGGGUCGAUAUCGAAUUAGAUAUUUUGGCGAUUCCAAGGCGGUGGGGGGUGCGAUUACGCCGUUUGAGGGGGUGAGUGGGGUGUUUGAACUCUUGUAG